AAACUGCACGUGUCUGAAAAAGAGAAAGUUAUAUUGUCAUGGUUUGUUGAUGAGAAAGUGGCAGAAAGAGCCCUGAAGCACAACGAUCUUAUAGAGGAGGAAGAUGUCGAAUGUAAGCCUGAGAGGUUGCCUGAUUCCGUUCUUGAUGAGAAUGUGGACAUUCACCUUGCCCGAAAACACUUUACAACUGAAGCUUGGAUGUUGGUUCAAGAG
Molecule: messenger RNA, 213 nt
Organism: Geodia barretti
Lineage: Eukaryota; Metazoa; Porifera; Demospongiae; Tetractinellida; Geodiidae
Source: the annotation of a GenBank genome assembly